AUGGAAGCAACGCCUUUGAUUCCAAAACAAGGUAUGGCUUUUAAUAUUCAAGGUAAAGGUAGAUAUAAGAUCUACCUAUAUUCAUAUAUAUGUAUCAGCCUGUCUCCCGUAGAUGGUGUUUUUCUUGAUUUCACCAGUCCGUCUGGAUCUGCCGCGCCUUGAAAUCGCCCAUCAUCACGCUGAGAAGGCUAGCCGCGGCUGCAGAUUUGGUGCGCGGCUGCGACGAGCCUAGGCAUUUUUCUACGACAAAUCCACAUUACUUUACCGACAGGCAGAUACUUGUUUCUGACCGAGAAAACUUCACUUAGUUUAGGUGCUCAGAAAGUUUUGCCCUCCAAUUUUUGGAAAACUUGCAUGACUCGCCUAAGCACAGAGAUAUAAAAAAAAAAACAUUUUUUCAUCGCAGGCUUUUCCUGCCAUGACUAGUAUACACGCCAGGCUUUCAUAAACACUUUUCAGCGCAAGAUGCUGACAACGGGGCCAGAACACAACAUCAGAACAAAUUUUUUUUGUAUAUUGUUGGCCUCACUUUCCUUAUCAUCAUCUUUCUUUGCACCUCAAUGUCCCAGAAGUCUGAAAAAAUGCGUGAUGCCCCAUCAGCCUCCAACAACUUAUUCAGACGCCCUGCGGACACAGAACACCUUAAAUGCUCCUGGAUAUUUGAUGGCAAACACCCUUCGUAUGUUGACCACUUGAAAGAGAACAGAUCCACCUUUACCGAUGACAAAUUGGAUCUCCCGAUGGACUGUGAGUCCAUACGAUCGCGUCAUCGAUUUGCAACGGAUCCCACCAGCGUUGAAGAGAGGGAUUUCCCAAUUGCAAUAAGUCGUCAAGUUUAUCGUGAUUACUAUUACCAUGAGCUUGUGUUGGCGGCGUUGUACCAGCCUCAAAAUUUCUAUUGCUUUACGAUUGAUGGAAAGGCUGGUUCGCUGUUUCGACGGCGAUUUGAAUCUUUGGCAAAAUGCUUCCCAAAUGUUGUCAUAUCGAAUAACACUAGGCCGCUGUUUAGCAGUGGGUACAAUUUGGACUUGGCAAACAUUGAUUGCCUAAAGGCGUUGAGAGGAGGAAGUCGACAAUGGAAAUACGUGAUGGUUCUGCAGGUAGGUUGAUUCAGGUAGAAAUGCUUUUGAAAAAACUUCAGAAUUGUACUUUGUAGCCGGGCCAAAGAAAUUUGCCGCAUGGCGACGAGUACUAUCAAUUCGCGGGACUUUUUUUUAGCCUGUCGGUGAAAUAAUGAGCACAAUGUUGCUGCGCCGAUCGCGUCACUGAAGUGAAAAGAAACUCGAUUUUGCCGCGACACAAUUCGUUUUCUCGGCGGCGAUGCGAUACGCUAGAGUGCCCAUUAUUUUCCCGACAGACGGAAAAAAGUCCCGCGAAUUGAUUGCGGCCCUCAACUUCUGUCGCACUCUGAAAAACAACGAUUUAUCAGUCUGUCGGGAAAAUAACGGCCGGUCGUCGCGCCUUGGAAUCGCCCAUCAUCGCUCUGUGACUGGAAGACGCGGCUGGUGAUUUGGUGCGCGAUGGCGGCGAGGCGAGACAUUUUGCUGCGACAAUCCGCCGUUAUUUUCCCGACAGACUGAUAUUGCUGCAAAAAGCGAAGUCGGGAAAAUAAAGACAUCAAGACUUUUCUGGCCAGCCUACCUAGUGAAAACAAAAAUUACACCUUUUUUGCGAGGAAUUGUUUAACGUUCUUCAGAAUCACGAUUUCCCGACCAAAACCAACCGAGAAAUGGUCCAGAUAUUCAAGUGGCUAAAUGGCACGAAUGAUAUCAGCAUUACGAAGGGAUUCGAACACCGAGUCGAUUGGAAUUUGACAUGGACUGUGAACAGGAUUCCGGUCUUCAAAAACGGUAUUUUUUUCAAUUCAAAAUAUCAGUCUGUCGGGAAAAUAAUGAGCACGGUGUCGCUGCACUGAUCGCGUCGCUGAAGUGAACAAAAAUUGAUUUUUGCCGUAAUACUUUAUUUUCUCGGUGAGAUUUUCAAUGCGACAGAGUGCUCAUUAUUUUCCCGACCCACUGAUAAGCAUAGCCGGUGGAAGGGCGAUCAAGAAAAAUUGAUAAAAUAAAAAAAUCCUUCAAUUUUUCAGACUCAAAGUACCAUCAGAAAUUCGCUCAAAACGACUUGAAAAUCAGCUUUGCCAAAGGCGACAACGAAAUGGCGGUCAGUCGAGAGGCCAUUGACUUCAUCUUCAACGAGAUGAAUGUUGAAAGUUUUGUCCACAAGAUCAAUCGACCCGGAGUUUUCGGGGUCGACGAGCUUGUCUUCCCGACCAUAUUAUCCAUGCCGGAACUCAACGUUCCCGGUCAUUACACUCAAGAAUGCGUUGAAUACCGCAAAAUGAACCCUUACAUAACACGAAGAUCGAAUUUCGGGGAAAAAUCGAGAUGUAAUAGCAAAAAAUUCCGCCAUCGCAUCUGCAUAUAUGGCGUUGAGGACUUGCGGGACCAUGUUCAUAACACGCCCUACAUCAAUAUCAACAAACUGAUGCCCAGUUUCGAUUUUAAUCCCAUUGUUUGUGAGCUGGAAUCGUUGUAUAAUCGAACAUACAUACAGCCGUUUGAUGAAAAAUCGCUGGAUAAACAGUUCUACGAAGAGUUGCCGCAUGUAAGGUGAAAAAAACGUGUUUACAGACUUUUAAGUAAAAAUCUUUAUAAUAAUUGCAUUUCAGGUAAGAUACCACAACACUGGACGAUGCAGAGCUUGA
This is a messenger RNA of Bursaphelenchus xylophilus (pine wood nematode), 2704 nucleotides long. The record is from the annotation of a GenBank genome assembly. NCBI's taxonomy places the organism in Eukaryota, Metazoa, Nematoda, Chromadorea, Rhabditida, Aphelenchoididae.